AUUGUCAGAACGGGCCGGCGGGAACUCUCGCGAUGUUUCGGAUGGAAGGACGUCGCGCGAGCAUAGUGUAGUGAAGGGAAAGGGGGCGGAGCCUGCCGCCGCUUGUGGCUCCUGCCUGUUUGUGGAGAGGGCAAGAAAGAAGGGGUCGUUUCGUUUGUGGCCCGGCGCGCCCCCCUUCCCCCGCCCUUUCUGCCUUGACCGCGCGUUCGUGCCAGCCAGGCGCGCGCCCGCCCUCCCGUCCGCGGGUUUCCAUGGUGAAGGUGGCGGAGCGCGCGCGGGCGGCCUGCGGAAUGGGCCGCGGCUGAUGCCUCCUCCUUCUAAUUCUACUUCUUCGGCGACGGCAAAAGCGACCCUCCUCUUCCUCCUGGUGCCAUGUCCCGGGGUUGCUGCCCCCACCUGCUGUGGGAUGUGAGGCAACGGAGUUUGGGGCUGGAGGAGCCCGGCCUGCUGAGGAGACGGUACCUAGGUAGAAGAGAAUUUAUCCAAAGAUUAAAACUUGAAGCAACAUUGAAUGUGCAUGAUGGCUGUGUGAAUACAAUUUGCUGGAAUGAUACAGGAGAAUAUAUUUUAUCAGGGUCUGAUGAUACGAAUCUUGCAAUCACUAAUCCAUACAGUAGAAAGGUUUUAACAACCAUUCGCUCAGGACACAGAGCAAAUAUUUUUAGUGCAAAAUUCUUACCAUGCACCAAUGAUAAGCAGAUUGUGUCUUGUUCUGGAGAUGGUGUCAUUUUUUAUACUAAUGUUGAACAAGAUGCUGAAACCAACAGACAGUGCCAAUUUACAUGCCACUAUGGAACUACUUAUGAGAUCAUGACAGUUCCAAAUGACCCCUAUACCUUUUUGUCUUGUGGAGAAGAUGGCACUGUGCGAUGGUUUGAUACUAGAAUCAAGACAAGUUGCACAAAAGAAGACUGUAAAGAUGACAUUUUAAUAAACUGCCGGAGGGCUGCCACUUCUGUAGCUAUAUGCCCCCCAAUACCAUAUUACCUUGCAGUAGGUUGCUCUGAUAGUUCAGUGAGAAUAUAUGAUCGACGAAUGCUUGGUACAAGAGCAACAGGUAAUUAUGCUGGCCGGGGUACUACAGGAUUGGUGGCACGUUUUGUUCCUCCUCACCUUAACAACAAAUCGUGCAGGGUAACGUCUCUCUGCUACAGUGAAGAUGGACAAGAAAUUCUUGUCAGCUAUUCUUCAGACUACAUAUACUUGUUUGAUCCCAAGGAUGACACAGCUAGAGAACUUAAAGUUCCUUCUUCAGAUGAGCGAAGAGAAGAAUUACGGCAGCCACCUGUCAAACGUUUGCGACUAAGAGGAGACUGGUCAGAUACUGGACCAAGAGCAAGACCUGAAAGUGAGAGAGAGAGAGAUGGUGAACAGAGCCCUAAUGUUUCAUUAAUGCAAAGGAUGUCUGACAUGUUGUCAAGAUGGUUUGAAGAAGCAAGUGAAGUUGCACAGAGCAACAGAGGAAGAGGACGGUCUCGUUCUAGAGGUGGAACUAGUAGAUCGGAUGUCGCUGCUGCUUCUGGUACUGUCUUGGAAAGUGCUGAAGCAGUUGCCCAGAUGGAAGUAGAUGGUCCUGAACAGCUGCAGUCAUCGUCAUCUACAGUGUCAGCUCAAGCUCCCUCAACAUCUUCCUCAACAGAAAGUCCUCCUUCUACUUCCUUAUUGUCAUCUCCUGAUAACGAACAGAGACCUUCCUUGGAGACCCCUGCACCACCUACACUCUCACAGUCUGAAUUAAUGGCGCCCGAGUUAGCUAUACUCCGUAGGGGUCUGCAGCGCCUGAGGCUUAAGAAGGCUGAACAGCAGAGACAGCGAGAGCUAGCUGAGGGUUCAGCACAACAGUCCUGCAGCUCUGAUCAGCCUUCCCCUAAGGGCUCCUCACAGGACCCUCAACCUACAGAUGAUGAAAAGGCAAGUCCACGGGCAGGAACAGGUGAACCCGUUUUAAGUUUACAUUACAGUACGGAAGGGACAACUACAAGCACAAUAAAGUUGGACUUCACUGAUGAAUGGAGCAGCACAGCUUCAAGUUCCAGAGGGAGUGGAAAUUACAGUAAAACCGAAGGUCCAGAAGAAUCCCUAAGAACCCAGAGUUCAGAAGCACCCACACCAGAGAGUGAAGAAUCAAAAAUCCCUGAGGAAUCCCAAGAAGAAAAUUAUGAAGAAUUGGCAUCUGCACAUGAAAACGUAACACCGCAAUCUGUUGUUGAUACGUCUGACCAACCUGAAAGUAAUAUCGAAGAAGGAAAUUAUCCUCAUCUUGACUUAACCUGCCAGGUUCCAGGGGAAGGUUUGUCAAACAAAGAUAUGGAAGAGCAAGAAACUUUGAGUCAACAAAGUGCUGAGUCUACUGCCAACCCAAAUAAUACAAAUAAUGAACUUCAGUCCCAGCCUGAUUCCUCAGGGCUUGCUUCUCAUGAAGAAUCAUCGACAAGAAGUUCUGCCUUUCAAGAAACUGAUGAUAGUGAUGAUGAUCCUGUCCUUAUACCUGGGGCACGGUUUCGUGGAGGAGUAGGACAUAGGAAGGAGGGGGCUAAUUUAAUAUCACUGGGGAGGGAGUUCCAUAGCCAAGGGGCCACCACUGAGAAGGCCCUGUCUCUUGUUCCCACCAGUCGUGCCUGCGAGGGGGGCAGGACUGAAAGCAGGGCUCCCCCGGACAAUCUUAAUCUCCGAGAUGGUUCACAGGGAGAGAUAUGUUCAGACAGACGAUCUGCUGUUGCUCGCAUCCAGGAACUUUUCAGGCGAAGAAAAGAGAGAAAAGAGAUGGAGGAAUUGGAAACACUGAAUAUUAGACGCCCUUUAAUAAAAAUGGUUUAUAAAGGUCAUCGGAACUCCAGGACAAUGAUAAAAGAAGCCAAUUUCUGGGGUUCCAAUUUUGUUAUGAGUGGCUCCGAUUGUGGACAUAUUUUCAUCUGGGAUCGGCACACUGCUGAACAUCUAAUGCUGCUGGAAGCAGAUAAUCAUGUAGUGAAUUGUCUGCAGCCACAUCCAUUUGACCCAAUUCUAGCUUCAUCAGGUAUUGAUUAUGAUAUAAAAAUUUGGUCACCACUAGAAGAGUCCAAGAUUUUUAAUCGGAAACUUGCUGAUGAGGUUAUAACUCGAAAUGAAUUAAUGUUGGAAGAAACCAGAAACACAAUAACUGUUCCAGCUUCUUUUAUGUUAAGGAUGUUGGCCUCUUUGAACCAUAUAAGGGCAGACCGGCUGGAAGGCGACCGUUCUGAAGGGUCUGGCCAAGAGAAUGAGAAUGAAGAUGAAGAGUGAUUGGCUCUUCCAUGGAAUUCACCUAGGCGUCAUGAAAUUUGUAUACGUCAUGAAUUAUAUUUUUCCUUACAAAGCUUUAGUGCAAUUUUAAGGUUUUGCUUUUGGGGUAACCUAACAUUUCGAUUUCGAAUGAAUGUGUGCAUGACUUGCAAGGGUGCAAGUAAAAUAAGCAAAACGUUUUUAAAAUGUUUUGUCAUGGAUGAGGGGUGCUAGAAAACGCAAAGUGCAAUAUUUUCCCUUAACUUGCAAAAAUGGGAGGUUGGAUCGAUGUUUAAUAUAACUUACCUUAUAGAGAAAACAUUGAUUCAAAUAAAUUUCUAUACCUGCUAUUUGCAUGUUUGUUGCUUUCUAUUAAAAGAUGUGGUUGUUUUA
Messenger RNA from Anolis carolinensis (green anole), 3633 nucleotides. It is a transcript of the gene dcaf6, whose product is annotated as DDB1 and CUL4 associated factor 6. The record is from RefSeq and is a predicted model, not a curated record. Gene Ontology annotation, molecular function: protein binding. NCBI's taxonomy places the organism in Eukaryota, Metazoa, Chordata, Lepidosauria, Squamata, Anolidae. Gene Ontology annotation, biological process: positive regulation of transcription by RNA polymerase II. Bases 373 to 3261 code for a protein of 962 amino acids. The transcript has 21 exons. Gene Ontology annotation, cellular component: Cul4-RING E3 ubiquitin ligase complex; cytoplasm.